AUGAAUCUCUCCCCGACCUCCGUCUCCUCGGCCGAGGACGCGACCGAAAACACCGCUGACGAAGAAGACUCUCAAGAUUACUGCAAGGGCGGUUACCACCCCGUUACUGUGGGUGAGUCCUUUAAGGACGGAAAAUAUACGGUUGUGCGGAAGCUAGGUUGGGGCCAUUUCUCGACUGUGUGGCUAUCCAGGGAUAAUAUAACGGGCAAGCACGUUGCCCUCAAGGUCGUGCGAUCUGCGGCCCAUUAUACCGAGACUGCCAUCGACGAGAUUAAGCUGCUGAACAAAAUCGUCCAAGCGAACCCUAAUCAUCCAGGCCGCAAGCACGUCGUCAGCCUACUCGAUUCUUUCGAGCACACGGGUCCCAAUGGCACCCACGUGUGCAUGGUCUUCGAAGUUCUCGGCGAGAAUCUUCUCGGGCUUAUCAAGAAGUGGAACCACCGUGGCAUUCCUAUGCCCCUCGUGAAGCAGAUCACCAAGCAAGUUCUGCUUGGUCUUGACUAUCUUCAUCGGGAAUGUGGCAUCAUCCACACUGAUCUGAAACCGGAAAACGUCCUCAUCGAGAUUGGCGACGUAGAGCAGAUCGUAAAGAAGGUUGUCAAGAACGAGACGAGUACCGAGAAGGAGAACAACAGAAACGGCCGGCGCCGGAGGCGGACACUCAUCACGGGCAGCCAGCCGCUACCCUCCCCACUAAACGCUUCGUUUAACCGCGACAACUUGUUCCCGGCCACCGGCCAGCAUGCUAGCUUGGGCCAUAUGCUGAGCGAAGCCAAUUCCACAAGUAAGACUCGCUCACCCAAGCACGAGAAGGAUGGGGAAGAUAAACAGAAGCAACGAGAAAAGUCGGCUGAUCUCCUGACGCGAGAGGUAUCCGGAAUUUCUCUUGAUAAGGCGAAUAAUUCAUCCUCCACCGGCGAGAAACGGAAGGCAGAAGAAACGUUCUCCUGUGAUAUAAUCAGCGUGAAGAUUGCUGAUCUCGGCAACGCCUGCUGGGUCCAUCAUCAUUUCACCAAUGAUAUUCAGACGAGACAGUACCGGUCUCCUGAGGUUAUCCUAGGGGCUAAGUGGGGUGCCAGCACUGAUGUUUGGAGCAUGGCCGCAAUGGUGUUCGAGCUGAUAACGGGCGAUUACUUGUUCGACCCGCAGUCCGGAACGAAGUAUGGCAAGGACGACGAUCAUAUUGCGCAAAUCAUCGAGCUCCUCGGGCCGUUUCCUAAGUCGUUGUGCCUCUCGGGCAGGUGGUCGCAGGAGAUCUUCAACCGGAAGGGAGAGCUGAGGAAUAUUCAUCGUCUACGCCACUGGGCAUUACCCGACGUCCUUCGUGAGAAAUACCAUUUCCGGGAGGAAGAGGCGAAGAGGAUUUCCGAUUUCCUCACCCCAAUGCUAGAAUUAGUGCCUGAUAAGCGUGCUAAUGCGGGAGGGAUGGCGAGUCACUCUUGGCUCGACGAUACCCCCGGAAUGAAAGGCAUAAAGAUUGAAGGACUUGGUGUAGGGACUAGAGGAGAAGGUAUACCGGGAUGGUCGUCGGAGUCGCGUACGCGAUAA
This is a messenger RNA of Scedosporium apiospermum, 1548 nucleotides long. RefSeq lists its product as uncharacterized. Bases 1 to 1548 code for a protein of 515 amino acids. The record is from RefSeq and is a predicted model, not a curated record. Gene Ontology annotation, molecular function: protein kinase activity; ATP binding. Gene Ontology annotation, biological process: spliceosomal complex assembly; regulation of mRNA processing; protein phosphorylation. NCBI's taxonomy places the organism in Eukaryota, Fungi, Ascomycota, Sordariomycetes, Microascales, Microascaceae. The transcript is spliced from 4 exons.